CGAGUCUCGAAUCAAGACUACAAACAUACGUAGCUCAUCAGCGGCGUCGCGCAUCAUGCAUGCAUCGUUAAACGUACACCUCAAAAGCUUCAAAAACCAGUGGCGGUUGCGGGAUCGGAGUGAUCUGCAUACAGUUACAACAGUAGACAGCCUGAACAUCAGUUGAUACCCACAAAAUGCCAGAACAAGCUGUCUGCAUUGUUUUCCCAGAUGAAUUUUAGUCAUCGAAGAAAAAUUCAGACUGUCCCUACGAUGUACGUCAUACAUCUACUUCAUGUACGUCAUGUACAUUGCUAAAGAGGUCAGAACCGAGCAGCAUAAGCACCAUGCCUAAAGUUGAGAUGUCUGUUUGAUGGUUAAAAUAAACUCCCACAUAGUGGAAAAGGAAGGAAGUGAAUAAUUGUGUCCAUCGCUAUGUUUGUGUGGCAAACUCCUUUUGAGGUCAAAGGUUACUGUCAUGAUGGGCCAGCCAGAUCACAUGAAGCACAAGACCUUGGUCGUGGCUGUUUGUGCAGAAGAUGGCCUUGCAGAAAGCAGUAAAGUUUGUGUGAUCAGCAGACAGUUGAUCUGUUUAAUCCCACCGCAAGCAUGAGGUAACGAGAUUAAGAACAUCACAGCAAUAUGAACAAAACAUAUGAACAACAUCAAUAAAAAAUGCCACCAAACUCUAGAGGAAGAGCCAGAACAAAGAACAAAUUUUGAAAACUAAUGAACAAAUGAUUGCCAAAUGACAGCCUUUUUUGAUACAACCUUUUUGAUAUGUAAUGAAAACUGUAGAAUGAAACCACCUAUAUCAUGAGUGGAACAGGCCGGGACAAUGACUCCAGUCGACCAAUCGACUCCCUCGAUUCCUUUGAGCAUCUGGAAGGUAUCGUCAACAGCCAAUCAGAGGAGGACUUUGAACCAGACCUUCCCUUUGAUGUACCCCCACCGGGGUUCCACUUUGACCGGGAUGGAUUCUCCAAUGAUGAUCUGGAGAACCCUGGAAGUAUCCAGGAGGAACACCUGACUAACGAAUCUCUCGGAGGUGACAUCCUCCAUUUUGACGACGAGCGUGAAACAAGUGGCCUUCUAAAUGAAAGCGAGCUACUGAACAACAGAGAUCAGCAUUAUGACUCGGGAAGCAGCUGUCCCAGCGAAGACGUUUUCUACAAAGAAGGAGAGCAUCUCGGGAAAGGGUCUUCAAUGGACCUCUUACAGAGGUACAUGGAAGCCACUCCAAGGGCCAAUAGCACCUCCCAUCAUCAAGAACCAAACUAUGCAUCAGACUAUGGAGACAAUGACAGAUCCAUUGAAUACUCCGAUGACCUUUUUCACCCCAACGAGUCUUUUCAUAACGGUCACAAUGAGCAAUACUCAGACGACUUACCUCCCAGAGCAUCUGAUCAAAUUAGAAAUCACCGUAGGAACAGGAGCAACGGGUUCGUUGAGCAGGAAAGAAGUGCUGGAGAAGAUUCAGAUGAAAUAUCAACUGCACCUUCCACGGAGCUGAACAACACUGUUGUAGCCAAUGGCCAUUUCCCUGGAAAGCCAUCUGCUCACGAGGUAAAGUACGAAGACGACCCACCGGACAGCAAAGACAGCGAUUCCGCCAGCAUGAGCCUCGGUCAGUUCGUGCCAAACGCUGUGAACAGAAAUCGACUGCCAAGACCCAUGGGGAAACCGUCGAAACGGUCCACCCCAAAGGAUGAGAGGGACCUCAUCAGGUCCUCCAAACCAAAUGACUCCCGGCAAGGAUCUGUGGGUAACAGAUCUGCUCGAUCAUCAGCUAGGAACUCACCGAGGCUACCAGCUACGGGCCCUUUACAUAGAGGCCGCAACUCUCCGAGGUAUUCUCAGAGGUCUGACGACCACUCGGACCGCUCAAGGAAUAAACAGUCUUCCACAAACCCUAAUGGUUUUAGAAGCCAUGCCAGAAGCCCCAUAGUCCCCAGACUGGAGCUGAGGAGGACCUCAACAGCCAGCAGUGCAAACCUGAGUCUCUACUCUGAACCGUCCAAGCUUGACCUCUCGCUCAGACUCCAGGAAGAGUCCAAAACUCGACAGCAAGCUGAUGAGCUCAACGAGCAACUUCAGAAAAACUACGACGAGUUGCUUGGGAAAUUCGCACGAGCGGAGAACACGAUAGACCAGUUGAAACUUGGGGCUCGAGUGAAUCUGUACGGGGAUAGUCCAGCGCCGGGCCAGAGCAUUCAGGGGACUCUCUCCCCUGCGCAGAAGCCAGGCGCUUUCGUCAUUAAUCAUCCGCAAAAGGCAACUGUUCAUCAUAUUUCGUCAUCAGGUAAUCGAAUGUCAGGAGGCCAGAUGGGAAACCAGCCGCCCAACCAGGCGGGUCCCACCAGCAUGGGUGUGCAGACCAAUAACAACAACAAAGUGGGGCCUGCAGGCACCAGACCAUCGGAGAUGGCAAGGACGAGUGAUUCGGAUGGGUUUCCAGCAGGGGAGGGUAUUCUGAUGGCGCUUGCAUUCCAAGUGAGGAGUCAACAGGAACAGAUUGAUUCCUUUGGAAUACUGCUUCAGGAGAACCAGCUUGCUCCCUCUGAGCAAAAGGCGGUUCUGGCCCAACUGAGAACGGCCCAGGGCAAAUUAGAGGCAGACUACAUGCAGGCCAAGGAGGAGCACAACGCCCUCCGGCGAAGGAACAGCCUACUCAACGGAGGGGCAGAGUUGACCUUUGACCCAGACAGGUCACUGGAGGGGGAAAUCUUCCAGCUGGGGAUGAAACUUGAGGACCUGGCUGAGAUAGUGCAGAACAAUCUAAACAGUGACCCUCCAGCUACACUUCCCCUGCCGCAUGCCUACCAGGAUGAGGAAUUACAGAGGCUUCGUCAGAAGUUGGAAAGAGGGCUCCAGAAAUCAAGGCAAGAUGAGGAAAGAUUUUCAACAGGAGACAAUGAACAAGAUGCUGCAGGACUCCAGCCUGGUGAGGGUGAUAGUGGGAAUUCUCUAUCACCAAAUCAGUCAGAGGAAGAGUUCCCCUCCCCUGGGGAUGCCCCGUCACUAUUCUCACCACCAAAACAUUCUAGACCAACUAAUACUACAAAGGGAACAGAAAGGAACCCCAAAAGCAAAGUUUCAACUGAUUUGGCAAACGGACAGAGACGGCCAAAACAGAGCCAACAUCCAAGACCGACGUCUCUCACGAACAAGACCCAAAACCACGACCCUCGUGAAUCUUCGAACCCCAGGCAGAACGGUGGCAACACCAAGAGAAACGGUGUCCCACAACAGAAACUGCCGGACAGAAGCGUUUUGUCCCCCGAGGCCGACAGUGGGUUCAUGGGGUCUGAAAGCAGCCGACAGUCCAAUCAGAAUGGUGGCUUGCCUGGCUAUGACGGUCACAACCAGCUGAGAAGACCAAGAGACAGGCUUACCUUACGGUCCAGCAAGUUACCAACAGGUCAAAGGUCGCCGCCACAGGUCAGUAGGAAGCUAAUGGGAAACUGGGAGAGCCCAGGAUUCUCGGAUUAUGACAUCAGUGAGCGGGACGAAGAGAUGGACGAAGCAAGCACUCGGUCUGCAGGAGCUGGCAAGAGAAGGCCGGCUGCAGUUGAGAGGACUGUACCUGCAAAAAGUACAUCACAGACAAGAGGAAGGAAAAAGCCAGCAGCUGUGACACGUGCUCCUGAGAAACAAAGAGAACAGCGACAGGACAAGGAGAGACAUGGCCUUCAGCCUGAUGGGAGAACAGGCGCCAAAUACCUGACAAAUCCCAACAAGACAUGGGAUGACUACAGGGACGGUCCAGCCUCCUACCCCGAGCCUACCUCAAACUACAGACCCUCUCCAAAGCAGAGCCGCGAGCCCCAAAGCUUACAGAAUGGCAAUCCCAGAGAAGGGAUUGAUCCUAUCAGGAGCAGAGAUAGAGGCCCGUUCGGGGUUCCGAUGGGGAGGUUGCGAAUGCCUCCUCGGAGAGGAUAUGACUCUGAAUCGAACGUGACAAGAAGCAGCGGGAAGAGCGAAGCCAUCCGGGAUCUGCAGGGCGAGGUAGAGCGAUUGAAGUACCAGAUGGCCAAAUUGAGCAGCCGCGAGAAGAACCCAAGACGCUCGCCAGCUGAGGAAGAACCACGCCACCGGACACCAAAUCCUAAAAGAAGCCACUAUGACGGCGCGGGGUCAGAGGCCGGCAGCAGCCGAUCAGAGAUCUUGAGAGCCCUGCAGAACGAAAUUGACGAUUUGAGGAACGCAGUCAACCAACAAACUGCAUCGUCUCCAACAAAUGAUUCUCCCAUGUCAAGGACAUCCUUGCGAGACCCACCGAGGGAUGAGUACCGACCGAGGGAUGAGUACAGAGAUACAAGUUACCCAGGCUCACCACCUUCCAGGGACGGAUUGAGAGAGACCCUUAGGCAGACAUACAUUCCCAAAACUGAUCUUCCCGAAUCUCUCUUUACUAGGACCCCCAUGCGGCCGUUUUUACAUUCCAGUACCCCAUACCGAUCUCAUACACAUAAUCCCAUGCCCCAGGGUAGUCCAUCCUAUAUUCCCGAAGCUGCGCCCAUCCCAGCUUCCCCUCCAAGGACCCAUACCCAAUUUCAACCUUCCAGAGCAAGGACAUCCCCAAGCCAAGGGGUCACUUCUUCCCCUUUGUACACCAUCAGACAGGAACCAUGCCCGCUGUGUAGUGGAAGUGGGGUACAAACCCACGGAGAAUAUUACCACCCCCAUUCACAUCAUCAUGCUGUCAUUGCAGAUUCAGCACCUCAUCAAGCCAGUGCAGCCAGCAGGCCUACCCAAUAUCCUAAUCCGUCACCGAGUUAUGCACCAACUGGUGUCAGCAUGCCCCAAAAUCAGUCCCUGCAUUCUAACCCAGGACAGCAAUCCACAUUGUACCCUCAACAGCUAGUAUCAAAUCAGCAAACCGUCCAGCAUCCCAAACCAGUAUUCAACCCUCAACCUGUGGCAAAUCCGGUGUUAACCCAGUCACAGCCUGUCACAUUCCAGCCCCAACCGGUUUUGAACCAGCCCCAACCGGUUUUGAACCAGCCCCAACCAUCACUUAGCCAGUCACAACCAGUCUUAACCCAGUCACAGCCAAUAUUAAUCCCAGCUACGCAGACCCCUGUGAAUCAAGGCCCCAACCAGACUACCUCUAUGCAAACAGGUGUCCCACAAGUUGUUCUCACACAACCAGCUACUUACGUACCCUUGGUCACCCUUCCCGUUUAUGCUGGUGUUCCAGUUAAUGCCACCCAACAGGGUACCAGUGAAAAGCAGAGCAGGAGCAAGAGUAGGAGGAAAACAAAGUCAGAUUCACAGAAAUCAACCAGUAAGCCCCAAGCUGUUGACCAAUCAACCACCAUCUAUAUAACUCCCACCAAGAGAAGAGGCAGGUACUAUGUAUUGGAUGAUGAGGAAAUCGACCCUUCUGGCAUGGAGGAGGAGAUGUAUUUCAGGAGGACCCCAAGGGGAAGCAGUAGCAAGGGUUCAUCAUUUCUUAGAAGAACCAAAGAUACCAAGUAUGCUCACAGCUCCAGCCUCGAUCUGGACGAAGCCAUCAAGAUGGCGGACAAGUUGAACCGAUCCUCACACAGAAUGCUGGAAACUGUACGCAGUGACCUCUCCCACUCGCAGUUCCUCUAACAGCUCCCCAGGGUUGCCGUAAGGAAUCCAGAUUCCUUACCAAGCUAUUUUGAUUCCUUACCGUUUGACUUUUCUUCAAUGAAUGAGUCUAUCAACUGUGUGAGGUAGAAAAGUCGGUGCUUAAUUUUUGUAAGAGCCAUGGGUUCAGGGCCGUGUUUAUAGAUAUCUCUCAAAUGAUGUCAUUAUCUACAGAUUGUCGCGUACAUCAGCAUUUUGGGGAGUCAAAUAAGUGUGAUGCACAUCGGCUGUGCCGUAUUUUGAAGAAAUUUCGAGCAACAUGCGCAUGUUUAAAAUAUUUUGCACACACUGCGCAAACGUGGCUGAUGGCGUUGAAUACGCAGUUGUAAUUUGCCUACGAAGAUGGCUGUCUAUGAGAGGGGUCUAUAGAGAGUUGCAACAUGAGGGGUACCAGUUUGGAAUGCCAUUCUUUGAAUGAAGAAUGGGAAAACAUUCUGUCAUGGGAUUCUUGGGCUAUUUUAAGCGUAUUGUCAAGAAUAGUGACAGAAUAAUAGGUAUCUGGGCCCAAAACUUGCGAAGCCUUUUGAACAGUGCCCUCUAGUCGCACCAUGGGCAGUGCCCCCUAGUGGUGAAAAUGUAAUAAUUGGGAUAGGUGAAGGUAUCAACAUAUAUCGCGGUAGAAUCGCGUCAGCGCAGCUUGUGAAAUAUUGUAUAAUCACAUGAGUUAGCAAUGGACGCUGAAUGCGCAAAAUCUGAGACAAACAAAACUUAACGUGCAAAAUUCCAUAGGGUUCCAUAAGGGGCAAGGCUAACUCGCAAUCGGCGGAAGGUCAAUUAUUGGUGCAUCUUCUUGUAUUCAUGACACGAGUGAGAUAUAGUGUAUUGGACAUGUUUAUUCACAUGCUGCUUUUAAAAAAUUCUUGUAUCUGGUGUUUUGCAUUAAGUCAGCAGUAGGUUCACACUGUUGAAACACUGUGCAAUUUCCAUUUUGUACCGACAUUUUUACAGAUAUUUUUCAAUGUUUUCAUUUCAUAUUUUGAGUUUUUGGGGAGGGAAGGGGGGGGGGCAGUAUACGUGUCCACAUGCUUCCACAGGAGAUACCCAAAAUAUAUUUGUAUAUACGUUUUAUAAGUGUUUUGUAAAAACACCACCACCCCCCAAGAAAAUAUUCAUCAUUGUUAAAUUUCAUCAUAGUAUUUUUUGUAAGAUGAAUUGAAUAGGUCAGAUUGAGCAACAAUGUGACACACUCCUGCUAAUAGUCUGUUUGCAAACACAGAACGUGAUCAAGUGCAAAUCAUAUUUGUAGCACUUGCAUUCAUUGUGCAAGAAAAUAAACAUCAGAAUGGAACAAAGCACACUAUUCAAAAUCAAAAAUUAUUUGCAGAUAUUUGGUAUUGAUAAUGAGAGAAACACAAUAGUUCUCAUUCCUUCACAAUUUGUUUGGAUUGCAAUCUUUUAUUUUUUUUAUGAUAUUGAUCACUGGUGUAUAUUGUAUCAGACAUGAAAUUUAGUCAAAAGUAUUUUUUUUUAAUGUUGGCGUCCGUAAAUUGGGCACACAAUUGGCCUAGUGUUCCUAAUACAUUGCCGCACUUGAACAAAUGUCAGAAAUUCCAAGUGAACGCUCAAGAAUUUCUUCAAAGUUUCAAAUUCUGUUAAUUAUCUCCACUCACAUACCGUAUCCAACAUGUACAUGUAUUCAGAAAAUUACCACAUUUUAAUUUUUGGGCACAUUUUAAAAGGGUUUACUGUGCAUUUCAAAAUAAGAUUGAAAAUUUCUCUCUUUGAAAGGGGUAGGUAAACGCGAGGUUUAUCAAUGGCAAUGGUUAGCAAAAAAAAAAAAUGGCUGAAAUUUCGCUCAAUGUGAAAUUUAAGGUUAAAAGCUUGCUUUAGCAAGGGACUAGAGGUGAUAAUCAACGUGCUCUAUGUUAUGGAGACAUCAACGAUAUUUACCAUCAGGUUUCUUUAACAGCAAUAUUCAUGUGUCUAAUAACUGAUGCAUUAUUUAUGAAUAACAAAGUUGUACUGGUAGGCAUAUGCCAUAUAUUGAGUAACAGUAAAAAGUAACGAAGUUAAAAAGUGAACAGUAAAGAUCAAAGUGACGCGAAGUCGAUGAAGUUUCACGUCGAACUACACUGUAAGAUUUACUCGUAUGAAAUCUGUUCUCUUUUACCUUUUAUGGACUGUAACCCUCGACAAGUGACCCGUCUUUGUCACCAUCAUCUGGUUCGUUAGUGACUUCGUCAUACACGCGCGCGCACCACGGCCAUUGCUUGGAUAAACACUCAGGUUGCGUUAUCUUCCGGUUCCAAAUGGUUCCAAUGCUACUUAAUGUGCAGUGGGCGUGGUUUAAACUGAAGUGACGUCACCCUGACAAACUUUAUGUCAAUCAGGCUAGGUACACUACCCCUGCAACGACCGAUCCAUUCAUCAGCCCCGCCCACUGAACACGUGGGCAAUUACACGUGCACCUCUUCAAUGUCACUGUGUAUGUUCCAGCCGUGCGCGUCAUACGCGCGUGCACGCACGUCGGACAUGAAAGCACGAGUGUGAUUGGUCGGAAGGUAAUGGGGCGGGGUUAUAAUGGAUUGGGCUACGACAUGUUCGCCUAUAGCUGACUAAUUCAUAGCCAAGUAAUUCGGAUGCAUCCUGACUCGCAUACUCUCGGUUCAAAUGGUAAAAUAAGGGUAUAAACGUAUUACAUGUAUUAUAUUUUAGCCACAUGAACAAAAUGUAAAGUAUAUUUUCUACCAACUUUCACGUGCUAGCCUUAUGUCAUCUUAGACUACUUUCUUAACAUUCAUCUAUUUUUAAAAAUUGUAAAUUGCUCAAGCUCAAGCUGUGCCUUAUUAUACUUGUACAUAAAAAGGAACUUCUUACGUGUAAUAAUUUGUAAACAUGUACAAGUUUGUUAUAUUGUGACUUUGAUACCCUCAUUUCAUUGGUUGAGAACAAGGUAAGUUUCUGACAUUAAUUUACACCGUUGCCUUGCAAAAAUAAUCUAUUGUCUCAGACAAAAUGCAUUACAGUAUAUAAGUGUACUUGGAAAAAAAUGUUUUAACUCCUGCCGUUGUAUAUACCAGAGUAUUGAUGGAAAAACAAAAUGUUACAAUUUAAGCAUCAAUUAAUGAAGUCUUUUUAGUUUUGUUGCAUUUUAUUGCAAAGAUGUCUUUGUCUAAAAGUCCAGAAUUUGUUUAGAUUUUCGAGAUUGCGAGAGUGGUAAAAACAAAUUAUGUUAAGCCGCGGUACCAGAAACUUGGAUUUUUUUGUUCGGCCAUAUUGACAGGCUGAUAGACGAGCAGAUAGAUCAAAUCGAAAUACCUUGAAAAUAAAUCCAUCACUUCAUAAUAUUCAGGCUUAUGUUUGUAUACAGAUAAUUCUGUUUCUUGAAAUAAAACUCGUAGAAUUGUUCAUCCAAAUUUGUUUCGAUUUAACAAGUCCUGCCAUUCAUUGGCAGUUUAUGCCUUGUUUCGUCAACUUACAAACUUCAUUUUCUUUUGUACAUUCCAAAUGUAUUAAGUAUGAUGUAACAUUCUAAAUUCCUUUUUGUGUGGCUUAAUUCGUUUGAGUGAUUAUUUUGAAAAUGUUAAUCUGCUUUUCAGCAUGACUUGUAAUAAUUGUUUGUAUUGUUGUUUUGACAAGGGACAUGAUUUUUAAUUAAAAGUCACACUUUUUACCAGAAAGUCCUA
Molecule: messenger RNA, 9227 nt
Organism: Patiria miniata (bat star)
Lineage: Eukaryota; Metazoa; Echinodermata; Asteroidea; Valvatida; Asterinidae
Product: microtubule organization protein AKNA-like
Exons: 15
Coding region: 796-5583 (1595 amino acids)
Source: RefSeq, a predicted model, not a curated record